Molecule: messenger RNA, 495 nt
Organism: Rotaria sp. Silwood2
Lineage: Eukaryota; Metazoa; Rotifera; Eurotatoria; Philodinida; Philodinidae
Source: the annotation of a GenBank genome assembly
GAAUUCUAUAACGGCACAUAUAAUCAAGGUUAUUAUCUCGAUCAUGCUGCUAAUAAUACUAAUGAGACCAAGUAUACAAGAGAAGAAAAUAUACAAAAUAAGUUAGCAAUUCGUCCUGCCUAUUAUGAAUACUACACUGAAUAUAUUUAUUGGAGACAGAAGCCAACUCAAGAUGAAAUCAAAAGAUGUUUAGAUGGACCAUAUGAAUUACCUAGUCCAUAUAACAAUAGUUAUAUCUGUUUUAGUCAAGAUUUAGCACCUGGACCAUACAAUGGCAUCGUAACUUAUGCGCGGAGUGCAAUAGGCAACGAAUUAGAAAUACGAGCACCAUUUCAAGGAUUCUUAUUAAACAAAGAUACAGGCCUGCCAACUUUACAAUUGGGAAUGACAGUAAAUAUAUCUUUAUCAUUAGAGACAACUCCAGAAUAUUCAACACCACAGGAAUGGGCCUCGGAUACAACAGCAACAAUUCAAUAUACGCUCUCAGAAAGAUGA